AUGAUAGGAAGCCGACGGAUGAGGCAGGAAAUAUUGCCGAACCUCUUACGCGCAGAAAGUCACGAAGAAAACCCGAGAAGAAGAAGCAAGAGGCUGAGGGGGAAGGGGGGAGUAUUAGGAAGGGAAUUGAGUUCAAUUCAGAAGGGUCGUCGCGGUUUGUUCCUGAACAGACUAUUCGGGGAGAGUGGAGAAGAAACGACGGGGAGUGAAGAUACUCUUCGCACGGGAUCUUGCAAAAUGCACGAGUGGCGGGGAGGGACGAAGACGAUGAUCGCAAAUUGCUGCUCGGCAACUUCUGCACUACUAAAUAAAGGGAGAAACACGCAGUUCAUUGAUUACAUGUGGACGAGACUAGUACCGUAG
Messenger RNA from Morchella sextelata, 363 nucleotides. RefSeq lists its product as uncharacterized. The coding region runs from base 1 to 363 and encodes 120 amino acids. The record is from RefSeq and is a predicted model, not a curated record. Lineage: Eukaryota; Fungi; Ascomycota; Pezizomycetes; Pezizales; Morchellaceae. The transcript is spliced from 6 exons.